Molecule: messenger RNA, 4308 nt
Organism: Anopheles gambiae (African malaria mosquito)
Lineage: Eukaryota; Metazoa; Arthropoda; Insecta; Diptera; Culicidae
Gene: Gbs-70E
Exons: 5
Coding region: 513-2069 (518 amino acids)
Biological process (GO): regulation of glycogen biosynthetic process
Cellular component (GO): protein phosphatase type 1 complex
Molecular function (GO): protein phosphatase 1 binding; glycogen binding
Source: RefSeq, a predicted model, not a curated record
ACCGGUACAAACACUAUUCCCCUGCGGGGUGGUGUGGUCGGGCCGGGCCGGACCGGAGCCACUCUUGUAUCAUUCAGUGGCCGAGUGAUUCACAGCGUGAGUGCCGUGUGUCGUUGGCGUAUUUUUGGAAACAGGGAAAUUGUAGUAACUCCGAUUAGACGCCAGCUCGUUUCACGAUUGGCAACUGGGUGUGCUUCAAACUCGGCUUUUACUACGGACGCCACGAAUUGCCGAAAGAAAUCGCGCAAACCUACACGCACCUUAUCACUUUCGAUUGCCAGUAUCACACGACACAGGCGCAGGGUGAUGGUGGUCUGGUGGCCGGGAGUGCAAGCAGAGCUUGUUAACGAAUUCUAGCCGUAUGUCAAAUUUCACCUCAGUGUAGGGCAGUAUACUUGUGCUCCUCUUAUCUAAUCGAAGCAGGCUGAGCAGUAAUGCAAAAGUAAUUUUGACCUUCAAAUCCGUUACCGUCCUUCCGCAAGCGUUACUUGGCCGCUUUCCCGCUCGUCUGAAUGCCAGCGUUUGCCGAAAUGUUAGUCUCGCAAAGCCCGCCGGUGUACAACCACUCGCUACAGACACCGGACUACAAGCCGGGGGGCGGUGGUUCAUCACCCGGCUCCGACGGUAACACCAACGGCGGCGGUGGCGGUGGUGGCUACUACUACCGACCCACGUCACUGCAGCUGACCCAAACACAGAUGAACGGGGGGCCACCGCCCUUCCAGCGGCAGCUGACGCCACCCUGCCUCAGUCCAACGGGCAAGCAGCUGCCAACGUCACCCCGUCGCUCCUGUCUGGUGAUACGGCCCGGGGACGACGCAACCACGCCGGAAGAGUCGGAACCACCGCACGCGGCCAUGAAGCUGCUCACGAUCGGCGAAGAAGACACGGGCUGCGCGCCCGGGGCCGGUCGGCACAAGAAGAAGGUCGUGUUUGCGGACGACCAUGGCGGCCAGCUGACGCAGGUGCGCGUCAUGCGCGAACCCUCCUACAUGCCGCCGAUCUGGAGCCUGCAGUUUUUGGCCCACGUCACCCAGGGCAUGAUCAGCCCGGUGCCGCAGGAGCAGUGGGUCGUCGACUUUGUCCAGCCGGCGAGCGAUUACGUGCGCUUCCGGCAGAAGCUGGACGAGCGGAACGUGUCGCUCGAGAACGUGAUCAUCAAGGAGACGGAGCAGCUGAUCGUCGGUACGGUGAAGGUGAAAAACCUCUCCUACCACAAGGAGGUCAUCAUCCGGUCGUCCUGCGACAGCUGGAAAACGCACGAGGACACCUUCUGCACGUACAGUGUGGUUGGUAAUGGGGCAGCCUCGGCUUAUCUGAUAUUCGAUACCUUCUCCUUCAAGCUAACUCUUCCACCUAAGUCCAGACGGAUUGAGUUUUGUGCCGCGUACAAGUGCGACGGUGUCGAGUACUGGGACAACAAUGAUGGCCGCAACUACUCGCUCACCAACCGUAUCGCGCCCCGGGAAAACUCGGGCGCCUUCCUAUCGUCCUCCUCUGCCAGCGCCUUCAACAGUGCCGCCCCGAACGGGCGCAACGGGCUGGCGGCGGCGGCGGCGGCUUCGGACGGCUUCAUCUCCCCGUACGUCGACCCUGGCGCGGUGCUCGACACCUGGAGCGACAUGAGCGUGGAAACGCAAUCGGGGCCAUACUGCAGUAGUACGUUUGACUGCUCGCUGAACCGUUGCUCCAACAACCGUGACACGGCGGCGAUGCAGGACGAGCCGACGACGACGACUACCGGUCCCCUUCCGCAGAUGAAGCCGAUCAGUCUGAACAUGCCCCCGUAUCCACCGGAAGGGCCGCUGGAUCUGCAGGCGGCCGGUGCCGGCGAACGGCGGGCCAGCACGGGAGAGUUUGCGGUGAAGCAGGGCUGCAAUCACCAUCACUACCACCACCAGCAGCAUGCUGCUGGCACGAAACCGAUCACGCCGCUGGGACGCACCGCCAGCAAUGGCAAGCUGUUCUACAUACGCGAACGGCACGAGGGUGAAGAUUUGCUUGCCAAUUUGCUCCGCUUGCGCAAGCUGAUGAUGGCGGGCGGGAACGAGAAGGCCGGACUAAACUGAUAAGGAGGAGGAGGUGGUGGUAUCUGGUCCUCAGUUCCUAGUGGUGUUGGAUGAAAACAGUCCUUGUGUGGCCGUUCAGUGUGGAGCAACAAACCCAUUUGCUAAGGCCACUAGGAAGAAGUGAGCAAGGCCAGGCGGCGAGCAGCAACGUUUUUCCUUUUUGUUUUGUUUUGUUUUGGGGUAAUUGGGAUGAUCGAUCGUCCACGAUCGUGUGAACUUUAAAGUCGCAGCAUUAGCUUCAUUCCUCUUCCACCAUAACAUACAGCAAACAAACAACUCCAUAUUGUACAUAUAUACAUUAUCUCUCGUCCGUCUAUUCUUAAACGAUAACGAUCGAAUCGAGAGAAUGCACCCAAAACACUUACUGAAGAAUACUCACAAAAUUGACAUUUGCAAUCGGGACCUGGAUACUGACCGUAUGUAUGAGCACGCGCGUGUCUGUGUGUGUCUGAGGGGGUGCGCGUUUUUAACCGUACCAGGAAAAAACAGGUUUAGGUUUACAAUUUUCUGUCCAGUUUCGAUUAAUCAAGGGAAAAUUGCAAUAGAGUUUAUAGAGCCAAUGCUUCCGACAUCCGCGUUUGACAGAAGGCAGAAGUAUGCAGCUGAGUGAGAAAGAGAGUGAGGGAUACUGCAACAUGGAUGAACGAAUUUGGAAGAGGACAAAUACGCUAGAGUGAUAAUACGCUUGUCAGACGGGCAAGCGGGUGAUAAGAGCCAGGAGACCGAAGAGAAGAAAGGGAACAGAUACGUAGGAACCUUAUUUGUCGAAUAGCUGGAAUACGGAGAGACGAAGAACCAUCGAUCGGGGACGAAGGGUUUUGGGCGAGACAAACCAGGCAACGGCACAGAAGAAGAAGAAGAAGAAGAAAACACGAGAUAACAAUACUAGUAAUUUAAUGUUCAUAUUUACAUACGGAAACUAAAAGACUGAACGUGUCCACAAAGUAAAUUAAAUCUGGAACAAACAAACAAAAACAAGGAUGUGUACGAGUGUUUAACAAAAAUGGCAAAAGCGAACCAGCGCGCGGUGGAGCGAAGGCUGGAGAGGCUGGGCUGGGGUUCGAGGCGCGUAGAGCGUUCCGCCCCAAAUCGGGAGACAGAUCAGAAAGGCAUGCAACCGAGUGAAAUUAGUACGAUUCGAUAUUAUAUGUGUAGGAUGCGAGGCACAAAUCAUCCCCAUCUUUUGUACAACCAUGUAGCGUUGCAGUAGGAACGGGGACAAACAAACUCGUGUCAAAAGACGGAACGAACGGAGAACUUAAUAACAGUUUUCAACAUUGCGGUGGUUGUGUGUGUGUGUGUGGCCGUAACUUCGGCUGCCAGACACCAGAGUGGACCUAGUGAAAAGCUUCGUUUAGUGGCUUCGUUAAUUUAUGUAUACAAACAGUAGUGUUAGACUCUAUCCUCUACAACAACCAAGGAUGGGGGAGUUGAUUUUUAUGUUUUAUGUGUUAGUAAGUUAGUAGGUUAGUGUACAUUUUCUGCGCACGUCUUGCACCGGCUUGCGGUGUAGUACCGUGGAGGGGGGACGGCCGUCGCCUUUCGUUGCUUGUUAGAGUUUUUGUAAGGCACAAACAGUGAUUGUAGAAUAACCAAUUUAUCGUUUAAGCAGGAUGAAAUGGAGGUAGAAAAAUGGAAAGAUCAAAGACAAGAAAGAUCGCAGGAGAGGGGAGCGCUGUUGAAGCUAACGAUCGCCAUACCCGAGACGCAAGGCCGCGACUCAUUUCAAUCCAGCGCUGCGAUUUGAACAACAUACUAGUUUUUGUAAAGCUGAUCCUACGUAGAAUAUGUUUAGAGAACGUGUAUACUCCCCACUAAUCGGAUAAGAUUUCACAUGCUGCUACUUUACCUUAGAGUGUAAACCCGUGCUUUACUAGAACUGUACGCAACUUGAACGAAUCCUAUCGGUGGUCCUGGACGAAGAGGGACACUACGUAAAUGAUGAGAUUGGUAGAGCAUGUGUUAGUAUCUCUGCGUUUGGCUAGUGUAAGUGUUAGUUCGCGUAUCCUUCGGCACAGCUAGUCUGUCGCGAAGAUCUUGUGUAUAUAGAUAAACAUAUUGUGAGGCACACACACACCCACUCCCCAAAACCCCCAGGGAAGGGGGGUGGUAGUGUGUUAUCUGAUCGUACAUUAUUAGUUUCGUAGUGCGUAGAGCCGGUAGAGUACAUCGUUAACCCACUGUUUCAUAUGAAUAGAUCACCUCGAUCGCAAAUAAACUGAAUAAGAAUUUAAGAAAA